Molecule: messenger RNA, 9552 nt
Organism: Plasmodium coatneyi
Lineage: Eukaryota; Apicomplexa; Aconoidasida; Haemosporida; Plasmodiidae
Exons: 2
Coding region: 1-9552 (3183 amino acids)
Source: RefSeq, a predicted model, not a curated record
AUGACUAUAAACUGGAUGAGCGUAUUUUUCACCAUUUUGUGGCUUUAUGUGCCAACGUGGAGGAAUGAGAAAAGGGAAGGCUUGAAAAUUUUCGACGUGAAUUCUGUUGAGGAUGAAUGGAAGAGCGAACAGGCUACGCAGACGGGGCAGAGUAGACCGAUCGGAGCGAGUCAAGUGAAAAUCGGCCAGAAUGGGUCAUUAGGUCUAAACUGGGGUAGGCGCAAGGGGGGGGGGCGCCCCGCAGAGUCCUUUGCACAAAGUAGACUAGAAUACGUUUACCCAAGUAGAGACCUGAACAGUGCCCUGCAAAUCAUGUUGAACCAGUAUUGCCACCCGCAGGAAUCAGGAUGCUUUAGACGGACAAACCGUUGUUAUUGUUUCAAUAAAAAAUCAUUAAUGAGAAAUGUGAGUGUGGCCCGAUGCGUAGACAACUGCGGAAAAAUCAUUAUAUGUUACGGGAUGCCAACAACUGCUGGAGUUAAGAUUAUCCCAAGGGAGGUUGUGAAUAGAUUAAAGAUCAAAAGUUGUGUCAUCUCGAAAAAGCAACGAAGAUUAGACAACCUAUGUGGAGAAAAUAAAGUAUUUCGUUUUCAGAAUGAUAAACAAUAUUGCAUUCCUCAUGACGUGUUGGACAUGGACAAAGUUGUUAGAAGUUGUUUUAGUGAAUCCAGUGCGUUAACUCUAUGUCCAGGUUUUUUGGAAAAUACAGAAAAAGACAUUGCAAAAUUUAAAACCAAUUAUAAGAAUUCGAUGAAUUCUAUUCUGUACGAACCGUGUAAUGAAGAAUUGAAAGGGAAUGGGGAAACCUACAGUGGGUGCCAAGACAGGUCCAUAUCAGGUCACAAAUGUCUACCCUGGAGUUCCCUAAACGUGAAGGAAAUUUUAGGCAUAAAUUACAAACAUAAUUACUGUCGCAAUCCAGAAAAAUUAACCACCAUAUAUUGCUUCAUUAAUAUGAACGGUUUUAUAGUUAGAGAAUUUUGUGAAAGAAAAAAAGACAUCAUAAUGAAUGACAUUUCGUACAUUAAUGAAUCCUUGUUCACGUUCGAUGUGACGAUGAAGAAUGUGUCCGAUUUUCGAUUAGGUCUAACCACAGGAGAUUGUUACGAUGGAUCUGUACCAAAAAAUGACCCUUUUAAGCACGUGAUACAAGAACCUCCUGAUUAUUCUUACCACAAUGUAGACGGCGAAAUAGCUGUGACUAUUUCGUUCAGAAAAUUUUCCAUGAGGAUAAAUGAGGAUUUCGUUUUUUCUAUAUGUGCAUGCUAUAGGUAUUACUACUCUAAUGAGGAUUCCGAGACGUGCUUACCUAGACAUUAUUUGACAAAAGUGGGGAACAUCCUAUCGAGCGAUCACAUUUUUGAUACAUCGAUAAAUGUGUUUACUGUUAAUAAGGAGCACCAUCUGUCCUUAACCAUUGACAAUGAGGUUAUGAAGAAUAGGGAGAUGUACAUAACGCAUGGGGAGCAUUCCUAUGAAUGCAGGAACUUACGCUUCUUAGAAAAUAUGCCCACAAAUAAUUUUCAGGAAUUACUUAAUAUAGAUGUUAGUAAGUCCAUUCAGAGGAUAAUUCCCAGUUUGGACACCUCCAAGGCCUACUCCACCGUUUAUGCCUACGCGGAUAAAAUUUUUGACUUGAAAACGAUGCUCACGAGAAAUAGGGACUUUACCAAAGUGGUCGGCAAAUGGGUAGACAAUAUAAGUAGUGGGAAUGACAAAGAAGGGCUUCCUCAUGUCUCUUUUCACAAAAUUUCCAAUUUGAAAAAUGGGUCCAAUUUGAUAUGCUUAAAAAAUCCAUCAUACAGCAGAGUGAUCUUCACCUAUGUAGGCCUAAUCACUUAUAACGACUACAACACGUCGAACGUAAAGUACAUUUUAAAAAAAGAAAGCACCGUUUUUGAGGAUAGAGUCUUCUUGAACGACGUGGCAAAUUUUAGCCUGACCGAUCAUUUAUUUUCCUUCAGCGCCAUUUCAUGCACACUUACAGACACGAAAUUUUUAAAAGAAUUUUCGUCAAAAAUUGUAGAAGAAACGCAUCUUAACAGGCUGAGGAAAUAUUCAGGCCAUUUCUACUAUGACCAUUUUAAGAGCUCCUUCAGGAGGAAUCCCCAUGAUCAUACACUUGAGGGGGGAAAAUCAGUAAAUCGCUUUUAUACCUUCUCCUUACAACAAAUAGAGCGGAUUAACGUUUCGUUAAAUUAUCUCUGCGAAAGGAAGGAGGAAUUUGAUACACUUAACUCCGUUUCACUGGUCAACAUUUCCGACUUCAUUUUUUCUCCCUAUGAAGAUUUUGCUCAUUAUUUCCAUGUGCGAAGCCUUCCAGACAGCACACAUAAUACCUACCUAAGUAUGAAUCUCUUUUCGCUUAUUAGAAAUUUUUUUGAUAUCCUCGGAGGUGAGGCAAACUCCUUCAAAAUGAGCAUUUUGUCGCUCUGGACCCACAAGGAGGAGAACUACGUUUCCCUUUGGUUUGUAACAUCAGAACACUUGACUCCAUAUUUUUUGAUCAAGUACGACUUUUAUGCACCCACGUUUUCCUUCCUGGAGAUGGUGCCCCCGGAGGAUUCGGCAAUCGCUCCUGCUAACUUCUCUAACGGCACCAAUUCGAUCCCCCUGGCGAGCUACCCAAGCACAACCACCUCGUCGAACAAUCCGCACGCCAUUGCUUACAUCUACAUCUUCAGCUCGAAGCAGCGAGACAUGAAGAAAUACAGAACUAUAGAUUUUUACGACCUCACCCUGGAGAAAAUUUCGUAUACAAUAAAUCUUUCUAGUACAAGCAGUAUACAUAAAUUCACCUACCUAGGGGAGACCUUUUUUAUAUUCCUGCUUAGAGGCAAUUUAGUCUCUCUUUGGAAUAGCAAUUUUGAAGAAAUAUACUUCGACAAUUCGAGUCUUCAUAAUUUUAUUAAGUCCACUCCGAUUAAGAUUCAGUGCCUGGAAAACAGCACCGUCACUUGUUUCGUUCUGUAUGAGUUUCACCAAAUUUUGUGGUUUGACUUGGUGUUGGUUCCAAGCGAUCAGUUGGGUUCCUCCACGGGGGCACCUCCAAGCAGUACACAUGUGAAGAAGAUGAAUAAUUUAUCCCCCAAGCAAUCCUCCACAGAUCAGCGCAGUGAGGAUGAAAGUGCUUCGAUUCACGCGAAGAAGGUCCCACCGGGGAAGGUAAAAAAGGCAUACAUAGUACCUAUAUAUACAUACACGGAAAAGGACCUAGAGAUAGUUCUAGAGAUCGCCAAGGACAUGACGGUGAUAAGAAAGCUGGACGAGUACAUCAUCUAUGUCUCCGGCAGUGAGUCGAACAAAUUGCAUAUAUACUCCACCGAUAAAGCAGAAUCAAAAAUAGAGUAUUACAAGUAUGUAAGGAAUGAGCAUAUGUCUAGCUAUAGGAUAAGUUCCAUAUUUACCUAUUCCCAUGAAGACACCAAUUUUAUUAACUCCUUCAUAACCAAGGAAAAUGAGAUGCAGCAUGCUUUAUCUUCUUUCAUGCAUGAAAGGUUGAGCACCACCAGUGUUACAUACAAACAGAACACGUGGCAUGUCUACAAUAAGAAUAUAGAAAUUGUUCCUGUUAUUGAAGGAGAUAAGAGACAGAUAAAAUAUUUUACCAUAACUAAUAUGAACUCCUAUCUGAAAAAGCAGAAUAUUAUUAUACACAAAAAGACGGGAGUUAUACUAAUAAAACUGAACAGUAUUAAGACGCCACAAAUAGAAUUACGUGUGACAAUGCAUGGAUUAUUUCAUGUGUCCACUUCACGUGUCCGCUUCAAUGUUGUGUGCAUGAAAGGACACUACUUCGAUAGCAAAAAGUGCCAACCAUGUCCAAAGGGAUCCUACAACAAUCUUAAGGCGAUUCAGAAGGAUAUGAAAUGGUACACUUCGUGCAUCCCUUGUGAGGCAAAUAAAAGCACCUCUGAGCCCUUUCCCCUCAGUGAGCAUCACUGCCUUUGUGACGUAGGGUAUGAAUAUAUAAUGGACCCGCAAAACCCUCACCAGUUUAUUUGCUCUCCUUGUAAAUUUGGAGAAUAUAAGGACACCAUAUCGAAUAGCUUAUGCAAAGGAAAUGGGUGCAUCGAAAAUUCAAGCUCCAACAUAUUGGGGGCGAAAACUGAGGCAGAGAGUUUCUGCAGCUGCAACCCUGGGUACUUCUUAACCUUCGAUACGUUUGGCUCCACUAAAUGUGAGAAGUGUUUGGCACACCAUUACUGUCCAGGUAAAUUAGAAAAAAUACAAAAAUGCCCCAAGUAUAAUGAGACUUUGCUAGGUGAACGAACCGAUUUUACCACCAUAGAUAGCUGCUUCUGCAAAAAGGGAUAUGAACCUAUUAACAUGAAAAAGGUACAGCAAAAGGGAUCAAGGGAAGAGCACUAUUAUAACCUCUUCUUUAACACCUACUCCUAUAAGCCAUACCAAAUUGACCUUAAGCAUAUCUGCAUGGAAUGCAAUAUAGGUUAUUACAAAGACACCGCAUCCUCAGAGGAAUGUAAAAAAUGUCCAAACAAAUCCAUGAACAAAUCGUUUGGUAGUACCACCAUAGAGAGCUGCAACUCAUGUUAUAGUGGUUAUUACAAAGAUUCAGAGAUGGUUUGUUCUACAUGCCUCCCCAACCACUUUUGUGUGGGUAGCUCUCCACCAGAUAGAUUGACUCAAUACAGUGGAGAUGCAGUCAUAUGUCCAAACAACUCCGUCACUCAACAGCCAAACGAAUUUAAUAACUCCUUUAAGGAUUGCUUAUGUGUAGAAGGAUACGUGAAGCACCUCCAAGAGUCGUACAACUUAAAUGAGCACUGUAAAUUGGCCCCACUCAACUUUUACAAAGACACUAUAUCGAACGAUUUGGGUACUCCUUGCCCCUCCAACAGCAUCACCCUAGUGGAGGGGGCUAAAUCUAUUCACGAUUGCAUAUGCAAUAAGGGCUAUUUUUAUAGCAACAAAAGGGGAAUGUGUGUGGAAUGUCCCAUAGGAUACUACUGCCCCGAGAAAAACAACAAGAACAAAUUUAGGGGACCUAUAAAAUGCCCUGAAAACUCUGGAAAUGUAAAAACGGGUUCUUACGAAUUGGCUAACUGCCAGUGUAACUUUGGCUACACACCCAACGCCCCGGUUAAUAAGAUUAUAAAGGCGUACACGUCUGUCAGGAGACAGAAUAGCCCCCAUAAUAGCGAAGAACCCAAUUGGUUUCCCUCAUUUGUGAACUUUGGGAAAGUCCUCACAGGGAGGAACACCUUCAUUCAUGUUAUGGCAAACAAGGCUGCUACCCAUGAACAGAGCAAGACACAUAAGAAGGACCCCUCCUUGUUGCUAUGCAGGAAGUGCCCAAACUCAACCUACAAAUCUACCAUAGCGAACGAAGCCUGUCAUGAGUGCCCCCCUAAUAGUAUUACCCUUAAAAAUAUCAACAACUCAGACAACUACUUCUGCCUGUGCAAUGAGGGAUACUACUUGGAAGAACAGAAGUGCAAACCAUGCUCUUUCACAAAGCUGUACUGCCAGGGAGAGAGCAUAUUCGAAGUGCCCCCAAACAUGUUCAAUCAAAUGGUGGAGGAUAUUCGGACGCAUAUCGGGUCGUUUGGCCCUUCCCACGGGCGCCGCUUUGUUAACUCGAUGAUCCGCGAAUAUAGUAUACGCUGGGGGGAUGGGGCGAACAUGGGUGGUAGUGGGGAUAUGCACGGGGGGAAGGAGGCAAGUCAGAAGGGUGGCCAAUCCAGCAGUCAGGGAGGAAGUGCGGAUGCAUCUCAGGGUGUGGAUCAUGAUAUGGCUCAUGGUGUAACUCAGGAUGAACCUCAAAGCGGAGCUGCUAUUCGACCCCACGAAGAUGCACGUCGGGGUAAGUCGAGCAGGCAGAGAAAGCGCCGCAGGAAAGUCCCGAUCAGUAACUACUUCGGUAAGCCCCUUCCCGUCAUGCUGCUCAGCCGGCUUAGCACCAUAGCGGACGGGUCAACAAGUCUCUUCCUGGAGAAGCAUCCCCUAGCAGGUCAUCCAAAUAGGCAACUGAACCUGAAAAAAAAGCAAGACAAUUUUAUGAACCUUCUUUUGAAGAGCUUCUUCUACAGAGACAACAACAACGUGGUAUACGCAAAGUAUCAGCAUUUGGUGAAAUGCCCAGCUAACACAGCAAUCCCGCUGGGUGUAGAUUCUGCGCACAACUACGAUGACUGUAAAUGUGCCAAGGGGUACUACCUAGAGGUGAAAGAUGUGAACAGAUCGAUUAAGGUAUGCAAACCGUGUAAAGAAGGGACAUUCAAAAACUUCGUUGGAGAUGAAACAUCCUGUGUGUCUUGUCCCCCCAAGAGUACAAGUCUGGAAGGAUCUGUCUACCCAACGCACUGCUUCUGUAAGGAGGGUUUCUUCUACAGUAAACAAAACUGUUUGGCAUGCUUAGAAGGAGCCACAUGCAAAGGAGGAUUAUACCAAAACGCCAUGAGUAGGAUCCAGUUAGGGUUAGAAAAUAUACACAUAACAGCGCAGGAUCAUGUGAAGCCAGAAUCUAAGAAAGGGUACUACUUAGAUAAAAUUAUGACAGCCAAUAUAGAUGUAAGUGAGUGGAAGUUUAUAAAGUGUCCAAUACAAGGUGCUUGUCUUGAAAGAAACAAAUGUCACCACAGCAUGAAUAAUUACUUAUGUGUCGAAUGUGCAAAGGGGUAUACAAACACGUUUAUGCGAUCUGUGUGUGUUAAGUGUCCAAACAAUGUUGUCAACAUUAUUAUCCUAUUCUGCAUCUACAUAACCUUCUGCUUUAUCAUCAUUCUGAUAGCAUACCUGAAUGUAUCUUCUGGAUUCUACAGAAGGUCCAUCCAUUCAAUUGUUAUAAAAAUAGCUGUCAAUUAUAUUUCUAGCAUGCUACUCAUCAACAUUUUAGACGAUAAGAAUUUACUUUUACCAGAGUUUGUGCACCAGUUAUAUAUCAGCAUUGCCAAGUUAAUAAAUAUAGGAGAGAGUAGAAGAAUCAUCAGCAUCGAUUGUUUAUUGAGACACUAUUUUGACCUCACCUAUGCGGACUCUUUCUUUUACUCCAGUUUGUUAUUUUUUUUUAUCCCCGUACUUCUUAUGGGCACGUUAACCUUGAUGCUUUUUGUUAUUCUGAGAAUAUACACCCUGUUGCGGAAGAGGGCAAUUGCGAAUAAGCUGGACUUGCUAAGUAUAGCCAAAAGGGAGAGAAUUCACUUUUUGGCUAACUCUUUGGAGAAAUGCUACUCCAAAGAAAGGUUCAUCAUGAUAUUGAGGUAUAUAAAAUUACAACACUACACUUGGAUGGAUAGAGCAUUUAUCUUCUUCGAAGAUAUGAUUCCAGUGUAUGUUACCUUUUUAUUUAUGAUACAUGCGAAAACAUCCAUGAGGAUGUUCCAACUCUUUGACUGCUCCUACAUUAUGUACACAAAACAUUUGGGCAGAUAUAUCCUCAGCAGGGUGAGUAGUGUCCAGUGUGAUUUGAAGACAGAUUAUUUGAAGUUUUUCAUUUUGGGGGUAUCCGGGACGGUCAUAUGGUCUUUAGGCAUCCCCUUGCUCUCCUUCUUCGUGCUCUACACAAAUAGACACAAUUUGUUUCAAGAAAAUGUUCGCAUAAAAUACGGCUUCCUACACAAUGGGUAUUUGCCAAACAUGUGGUACUGGGAGAUUAUUGUCUUUGCGAGGAAGAUAUUUUUUCUUUUCAUCACCACAGUUGUGUUGUUUCCAUCGGAUGAAACGAACACUUCCAAGUUGUUACUAAUUACUUUCGUGGCAAUAUUCUCCUUGUGUGUGCAUUUUAUCUUCCAACCAUUUGAUAAGAGAAAUUUUUUUACCCUAAACAAGUUGGAAAAUACGAGUUUAUUCAUAUGGACGUCAACCAUCGUCGUUACAUCCAUUUUGCUCUCCAUCAAUCUGAAUGAAUUCCUGAACGUUGUUAUUUUAUUUUCCAUAAUUUUGCUGCAUGUUAUAUUCACUGUGAAAAUGUUGAUUUGCCUAUUCUACGAAUGCAUCGAUAACCUCAGGCGGAAGAAGGCCCUCUACGACGUGCCCAUUCUCGGCACCUUUGCCAAAACUCUCGUCGACGUUGUAAAAAAGAGAAAAGAACAGGAGCCCCUAAUUUACUACAACAAGAAGGAAAGACAAAUUUCCAUUAUUUUACCUGACUGCGUUAUGAAGAAAAAAAAAAAAGUCAGAAUUUUCGCUAGCUCGUUCAGGCGAAUUUACGAAAAUGUGCACACCCUUUGGAAAAGGGGGACGAAGCAUCGGGGGGAACAACAUCACGCCGGAAGCUGCGUCAGUUAUAAUGGCAGUUUUGCCAGCUAUGGCAGUACCCACAAAGGGAGCCACUCCAGUAUCCGCAUAGGAAACAUUCCAAACGACGAAUCCCUUGGAAACAUCCAAAAAAUGGGGUCAUCAAAAGAAGGGAGCAAAAGAAGACCAACAUGUGGAGCCAAGAAUGACGCACAACAUGGAAGACUAAACCUGCAGGGGAAAAAAGCAAACAAAAAUGAUCACAAUUUCUUGGCACAAAAUUUACCGGAAGAACAAAAAAAAAUGAGUUUCUGCUUUUUUUCCAAAAAUAAUAACAAUUCCGUCUGCGCAAAUAUCACCAAAGAGCAGCGAAUGUUCGCAAUUGAAAUUUACAAAGAAUUGCUGGACAUAUUCAUGAAGAACGUCACCUUAACGUACAUUUCGGAAAAUUUUUUCGAGUUCAUAUUUAAAAUUACCAUCAACAUAGGAAACUUAAUUGAUAACCUGGACCAGAAGGAUAAAAUAUUCGUGUCCAUGGAUCAGGAGCAGAACUUUAAGAACAUCAUUCAGUGGUCUCUCGAACGGAUGGAAAAAUGUAGCGAAAAUAAAAAGUUGGAAGAAAGCAAAAUAAUUAAUUUGAAAAAUUGUAAAUAUGAUUGUGGUCUGCUUAAUCUCGAUGUCGGCACGCUGCAAGUUCCUUCUUCGCUGUUUGAAGAGGAUAGAAUGGAGUCCUAUCGAAGCGUUGGCAAGACGGUGCCAGGGGAGUCCUCUACAGAAUCUUCUGGAAAGUCCAGCCUCAGCGGAAAGGACCCCAAAAUUCAAGUGUCCGAUGAAGAGAAAGAGAAACUCUUCUCAUUCUUCAGCGACGAUCUCCUGGACAGGAAAAUCCCGCUCUCCGAAUUUUAUCUAAUCCUCACGGAACUGAAGCUCAAGUACUGUGGAAACCUCACUGCCUACUUUUACAUGUUCAGGCUAUACAAAAAACUGGAAAAGCUCCAGGAAAGGAAGAAACUGAGAAGGCUAAACAAGAAACUGCGCAAGUGCCAACGAAUUAGUAACACGAGGAAGAAAAAGUCCCACGAACAAAUGCUCGAGAAGGACAAAAUAAAAGAAAAAACAGCGCUACUCUACAGGGAACAUAAAGACCUAACUAAAAUGUUGGAGCAGCUGAAGGGAAAGUACAUUAAUAUAAGUAGGAACGACUCAGAAACUUUUUCAUCUGAGGAAUUUGGAAUGCCCGAUAUGGAUGGCGACAUUUCCCUUUCCAAUGGGGGCUCCAUCGAGGGCGCCCUUCUUUCGGAAGGCUCCGAUCAGAAGGAACAAGAAAGUGAUCGGGACGAGCGGAGCGGAUAA